This is a messenger RNA of Panicum hallii, 2131 nucleotides long. RefSeq names its product non-canonical poly(A) RNA polymerase PAPD5. Gene Ontology annotation, biological process: RNA 3'-end processing. Gene Ontology annotation, cellular component: TRAMP complex; nucleolus. Lineage: Eukaryota; Viridiplantae; Streptophyta; Magnoliopsida; Poales; Poaceae. The transcript has 13 exons. The record is from RefSeq and is a predicted model, not a curated record. Bases 48 to 1889 code for a protein of 613 amino acids. Gene Ontology annotation, molecular function: mRNA binding; poly(A) RNA polymerase activity.
UCCUUCCAACCAAAACAACCAGCCCCGUAUCGCCUGAAGCCCAAUCCAUGGCUUGCGAAGCGAAGAACGCGGGGCCUCGGCCGCCUACUCCCCGGAAGCGGAAGAAGGGCAAACGAGCCGUCCCCUCCCACGCGCCGCCGACAGAAGCGCCCGCCACCGCAGCCCCAGCCGCCAUGGAGGCCGAAGCGGAAGCAGCCGCUACGACGUACGUCUACGACGCCCUCCCGGGGCUGACCCUGGCCUUCUCGCCGGAGGAGGCUCUCGAUGACGGCGCUGAGCCCCGGGCGACCCCCGCCGCCGCGGGGCAGGACGAGGAUGACGCGACCGCGACCUACGCCGUCUUCCGCAACGAGAUAACGGCGGCUGGGGAUGCGCUCGUGGACAUUCCCGCGGCAGACUUCUUCUCGCUUGACGUCUCCGCCUCUGCCUCCGUCGAGGCCGAGGCCGAGCCGGCCUCUCCGCAGGCCCCGGCAUCUGCGGCCGCGGCGGCGACGCCCUCGAGCUCCCGCGCUGCGGAGGAGCAGCCAGCGCAGGGGUCGGAGCGCGCGUGGUUCAGGGGAGGGAGGCGGUUCAGGAGCCCCAUGCUGCAGCUACACAAGGAGAUUCUCGACUUCUGCGAUUUUAUCUCACCUUCUACUGAAGAGCAAUCUUCACGGACAGCUGCUGUGCAAUCUGUCUCCGAUGUUGUCAAACAUAUAUGGCCUCAGUGCAAGGUGGAAGUCUUUGGAUCUUUCAGAACAGGGCUCUAUCUACCAACAAGUGAUAUUGAUGUUGUAAUAUUUCAGUCCGGAGUUAAGACUCCUCAACUUGGCCUAUAUGGUCUUGCUAAAGCAUUGUCUCAGAAAGGUGUUGCUAGAAAGAUACAGGUAAUAGCAAAGGCACGUGUGCCAAUUGUGAAGUUUGUGGAAACUAAGAGUGGAAUAGCUUUUGAUAUCAGCUUUGAUAUUGAUGGCGGGCCACAAGCAGCAGACUUCAUCAAGGAUGCUGUGAAGAAGUUACCUGCUUUAAGACCUUUAUGUAUGAUUCUGAAGGUUUUUCUGCAUCAAAGAGAGCUUAAUGAGGUCUAUUCAGGUGGAAUUGGGUCAUAUGCUCUUCUCACAAUGCUGAUCACACAUCUACAGUUGAUGUGGGGUGGGAAAGAUAUUCUGGGGUAUCGUCAGCUCAAGGAGCACAAUUUGGGAAUUCUUUUGGUCAAGUUUUUUGAUUUUUAUGGACGCAAGUUGAACCAUUAUGAUGUUGGAAUAUCUUGCAACUCUGCAAAUACCUUCUUCUUGAAAAGUGAUAAAGACUUUAUGAAUCUUGAUCGGCCCCAUCUUUUAGCUAUACAGGAUCCCAUGGUGCCAGAUAAUGAUAUUGGAAAGAAUUCGUUUAACUACUUCAAGGUGAAGUCAGCAUUUUCGAAGGCAUACUCCGUGUUAACUGAUGCAAACUUGAUUACAAACUUGGGGCCUAAGAGGAGCAUUCUGGGUACCAUUGUCAGACCUGAUUCAGUUCUCCUUGACCGAAAAGGCUGGAACAACGAAGAUAAGUUGCCUGACAUGUUAACGGAACCCUGGGAACCGGUAACCCGGCAGUUUGACAGUGAGAAUGAUGUAGUCUACAAUUGGCAUGUGAUAGAUGAGGAUGAACCAUUGCCCAGAAAUAGCCAAUGCACAUCUGAGGACACUAGCUCUUCCCCAUCUAAAAAACGGAAGUCCUCCAAAUCAAAACAGAAAUCACGAAAGAAGUCGAAGGCUGAUGUCUCAGGCAGUAGUAAUGCUGCAAAUGGGUUCGAAGAGGAUAGAGCGUCCAAGCGGGGAGCAGGAAGCAGCAAACGAAGGAAGGGGCCAAGGGAGUACGACAGAUUUACAAAUACACUCCCACAAUACACGCAUGUUAGUAGGUGGUAACUUUUAUGGUUGCUAAUAGCAUUUACACUGGUCUCAGAGAUCCAGCAGAAUUUGACACUGAGAAGAGCAUCGUGUUACAUUAUUGUACACCUGGCGAAGACAGGCUACCGAUGAUUAUUUGAAGCCCCAGUGUAUUGUUUGUUUGUCUAUCUAUUUAACCUCUAUCCUUUAUGUAACGGAUAUCAAGCUAAGAUCUAGUUAUAUACUUAUAUAAUUUCAGCAUGCAGCAAUUUUUUUGGUAA